AUGGCGGCCCAUCCCGCCAUUUCGUCAGUGUUAUUUGCUCUCGGGCAAAAAGUUAGAACAUCCAACGUUGGCGGGGUCAUAUCCAAGGCGGACUUGCUUGACGUGAUCGUUGUAUUUUGCGAUUCGGAGGCAUCGGCUUCGAAUGCGGUUCAACGUACUCGUGAGGUGGUGCAACGUAGAGUGAAUCGUUGGUUGAAGACGAACUCUCCGGAAAGAGCCGGCUAUCUACACAUUGUCGACGGUCUCCGGGCACCGCUCUCUGUGGAGUAUUUUGGUCCUGAUGUUGUGGUGGAGGUGCUCCGGCAUUUCGGAGCCGUUAUCACAGAUGAGUCUCGAGGUGACUUUGUGCACAGGAUGCAAGGGAGUGACAGUGCCACAGGCGCGGGUGAAGAUGCUCCAGGUAGAUACCUCACGGUCCCUAGUACGGUGGCCCUGGCUUUGAGACGGAACUUGAGCAACGUGUCCUGUGCUGACCUGGGGUUGGUAAUUCUGGACGACGCUAGCAGGUGGAGUGUGUCUAGGUCAGAGGUAAGGGCUGGGGCAGCUGCCACGGCUUCAAUGCGUGAGUGGCAUGCAGGGAUGCUCCAGGAGAUGUUUCAUCCAGAUGGUGCAGAGGAUUUCAAUCUGUCUUUGCACAUCGUGUCCCAAGAUGCAACGAAUUCUGGAAUCUGGCAAAAGCGCAAGUUGAUUGCUCUUUUGUGUCAUUCUGCCUAUUUGGUGUCGUUGCCGUCCAAAUUCAGAUGGUCCUGGCAUGACAUGUUUCGCGAAAUUCGGACCAUUGCAGAUGUGCAACCAGUGGAAGAUGGACCAAAUGAAGUUCUUGCGCGCAAGAUAUGGCAGUGUGUCAGCUCUGCAUGUGAGCACGUGGUGGUGCUAGGAAGUGAUUGCCUGGAGCAUGCAGCUCAUUUGGUCACAGUCAGCUCACUUAAGCUCGUUGACAAGCUCUUGCCAUUGCAAUUCGAAGGGAAAGGUCGUGCAUGGAAGUACUUUUCAUCGCUUGCGACUUUCUCCAUCACCGUGCGGGAUUCAUCCAAAGACUUUUUCCAGAUGUGGUGUCAAGAACACGGAGAUUUGUCCGGUGUCAAGCACGCCAAAAGUCUUUGGCCGAAGUGCGUGGCAGGACGUUGGAAUUCCUGCAGCGACGUUGAGCGUCGAAUGCACGAUUCUGGUGGGCAGGCUACGGUUUUACCGGUGAUGCGACGACUCAUGGGAGCCAAGCGCGAGGCGGCGCCAGCUAAAGAACACCAGAGCAUCGACGAGAUUGCUGUAGAGGAGACUGCUCAUUACACCCAACAGAUGGACAGGUGGCGUGCCACCACCCUCAAAUGCGUGGAGGACCCGUUGUGGUGGACAGUAGCUGAAGCUAUGAGGAUGGCACGUUCGCCUGCACUGCACCUCUCGGUUCCUCGCGGCUUGCAGUCUGCAGCAUGCAUUGUGACAUUGUGUGGCUGUGUGGCUGUGGCAAUGCAAUGCUUAUAA
This is a messenger RNA of Symbiodinium sp. CCMP2592, 1479 nucleotides long. Lineage: Eukaryota; Dinophyceae; Suessiales; Symbiodiniaceae. The record is from the annotation of a GenBank genome assembly.